Messenger RNA from Spodoptera litura, 714 nucleotides. RefSeq lists its product as uncharacterized. Gene Ontology annotation, molecular function: serine-type endopeptidase inhibitor activity. The record is from RefSeq and is a predicted model, not a curated record. NCBI's taxonomy places the organism in Eukaryota, Metazoa, Arthropoda, Insecta, Lepidoptera, Noctuidae.
GCGAGAAACAAUUAACAGUUGAUAAAAGUAAUGGGAUUUUUAAUCUUCUCAUUUUUCUGCUGGUCUGUCAUGGCUACAGACGUAGUAUUUAUAUCUCUGGUCUUUUACUACAUCGGUCUCGUUAAUACAGUACCACCUGAACAAUGCUUCGCCAACUUCAAAUGGGAUGACUGCGGUAAACCACCUACACCCGUCAUGUACUACUGGAAACCAGGAUCGAGGUGCGAAGUGGGCAUGUGGCGUGGGUGCCUUCCUAAUAUAAACAUGUUCAAAGACGAAUACGAAUGUGUUUCCACUUGUAUAUUCUCAGUCAGAGCAAAAGCUCCUGACUUCCAUGGCUCUGAGGAUAACUACAUUGAUGGACCUGAUAUUGAUCCUGAUAUGAGUACCGAACCACCAUCCAGUGAGAUGCCAAAUGACAAUGGUACCGACAUCAACGCUAACACCACCGACACUAACUCCACCAACCCUUCCGACUCCACCAACCCUUCCGACUCCACCAACUCUUCCGACUCCACCAACCCUUCCGACUCCACCAACCCUUCCGAUUCCAACACCGAUUUCACCGACACCCCCGACGCCGGUGACACCACCAGCGACAUCAACUCCAGUAACAACUCCUCUAGCUCCAGUAACAACUCCUCUAACUCCAGCAAUGGCACUAACAGCAACUGAUGCUUGUAACAAAAAAAAAAUCUUUUAAAUAAAUGCAUU